Messenger RNA from Schistocerca americana (American grasshopper), 653 nucleotides. RefSeq lists its product as uncharacterized. Bases 141 to 512 code for a protein of 123 amino acids. The transcript is spliced from 2 exons. The record is from RefSeq and is a predicted model, not a curated record. Lineage: Eukaryota; Metazoa; Arthropoda; Insecta; Orthoptera; Acrididae.
UUGUGAAAAUCAGGAAAUACAAGUAAUGUCACUGUCGCUGGGGAUACUCCCAACAAUGAAGUCCACGACGUAAUUGGUUUCCGCGGUAACUAAGUAUCACUUUCUGAGCGAUCGCAAGAGCGCUGGACUGGGUAACGGCGAUGUUCUUCAAAGUACUUAGGGACCUCCUUAUAGGGGAAUUCUAUUAUGGGGCGGUCAAACCAGCUGUAAGCUAUGCCUCCGGGCACAUACAGACGAUGGGUAUAGACUCCUACUUUUUAGAUAAAUAUAAGUCUGAGAGCAGGAGGCGCGGCCACGGCGAGCACGCCGCGCGGAUGGCGAUGCAGGCGGCUGAGGAGCGGCCGUGUGAGCGCGGGCUGGCUGCUCCAGAGGGCGCGCCGCUGCUAGUGCGGGCGGCUGCCGCUGCGUACCGCGGCGCCACCGGUACCGGCGCCUACGGAGCACCCCGAGCAUCCGCAGCAGCCAGCGCCAGAGCCGCCUACGGGGCAACCAGAUUCCGGCGGCAGCUGUGAAGGCCUCACGUCUCAACACGGAUGGACCCCAGUGCCCUGCUAGUGGAGCCUCGGUGCGGGCGUCAACUUCCGAACGACGACCGCAAUGGGAGUUCGCUGUGGUGACUGGAGCUGACCGGGGAGCUGACUGCCAUCUCCAAC